GAGAGAGAGAAAGAGAGGAGGAGAGGGAGAUAGCGGGGGAGCGUUUCACUUAGUCUGAUAUCAAUGGCAGUUAGGGUUUCUCGUUGAUAUGGAUAUAGUGACCCAACCCGUAUGACUUUUCAUUUUGAUGCUUUUUCGUAGAAAAAUCUCAUCCCCUCGUCUAUUUUUUUUCUUUCAAAACCCUAAUUCUGCUUUUGGUGGUACGGCGAUUUGAGUUCAGAGGCUUCUUUCCGUGCGGUGAAUUACGUGAACUUGGUGACGAGGCUGAGCUCUUAGGUUAUUCACAUGGGUUCACAGGAUAAAUCCCCAAACUCCGGCAGCAAUAACAUGCAGCGUGUAAAAGUAUACAGACUGAAUGAGGAUGGCAAAUGGGAUGAUCAAGGAACUGGCCAUGUCACUGUUGAUUAUCUGGAAAGAUCAGAAGACCUUGGGUUGUUUGUAAUUGACGAGGAGGAUAAUGAAACAUUGUUGUUGCAUCGUAUCAGUGCAAAUGAUAUCUAUCGUAAGCAAGAUGAUACAAUUAUCUCAUGGAGGGAUCCUGAAUUUUCAACUGAAUUAGCCCUUAGCUUCCAAGAGACAACCGGUUGCUCCUACAUAUGGCUAGGAUCAAAUUUGCACUAUGCAGAGGAAUCUGCAAUUUACCUCUCUAACCAAAACAGUUUCAGGGUAAUGAAUAUUUUACGGGUAGUUGUGAGGGAAGCGGGAAGGAAAUAUGUUAUUAUUGGUGAGACAUUCCCUAACGUUGCCAAUGAGCUGAAGGAGUUGCCACCAGUUGAACUGUCAACUCUCCCGUUGAUACUUAAGGCCCCUUGUUAUUUCAUCAUUCUUUCAUUGCACAGAGACUAUUCACUCUUGUUUCUGGUUUUACAGAUUAUUGAAGGUAGUCUUGCAGAUCAAUCGCGGGUGUCUGAACUUAUAUUGCAGGACCAAGAUUUUUUUCGGAAGCUGAUGGACCUGUUUAGGAUAUGCGACGAUUUAGAAAAUGUAGAUGGUCUGCACUUGAUUUUCAAAAUUGUCAGAGGGAUCAUUUUUCUAAAUAAUUCACAGAUAUUUGAGAAAAUAUUUGGGGAUGAGUUGAUUAUGGAUAUAAUGGGAUGCCUGGAAUUUGGUAGCCUGCUCAUUUCUAUGUUUAACUGCAUCGUUGGUAAUGGUACUAGCUUGAACUUUGUUGCAGAUGAUCCUGACGUGCCUCAGGCUGAUCAUCGUAACUUUUUAAAGGAUCAUGUGGUUUUUAAGGAGGCCAUACCCAUUAAAGAUCCUGUAGUCCUCUCGAAGAUACAUCAGACUUACAGAAUCGGUUAUCUGAAGGAUGUCAUUUUACCCAGAGCCUUGGAUGACGGCAUAGUUGCAAAUUUUAACUCUAUUAUUCAUUCAAAUAAUGCAGUUGUUGUUUCUUUGCUAAAGGAUGACAGUACCUUCAUCAAGGAAUUAUUUGCUAGGAUGAAGUCUCCUACCACUUCUGUAGAAUCAAAAAGAACAUUGGUAUGCUUUUUGCAUGAGUUCUGUACCUUAAGUAAAAGCUUGCAGAUGGUGCAUCAGCAUCGGCUAUUUAGGGAUCUCGUCAGUGAAGGCAUUUUUGAUAUCCUAGAAGAUGUUCUGCGGAGUGAAGACAAAAGGCUUGUUUUGACAGGGACAGACAUCCUUACUCUUUUCCAGAAUCUUGAUUCAAAUAUUUUGCGUGCUUAUGUGGCUAGGCAGGAAGGUGAUCUUUUUGGACUUCUGGUUAAAAAUAUGCUCACGGAUUUUGGAGACGACAUGCACUGGCAAUUUGUUGAAAUUCUUCGCAGUCUUCUGGAAGCACCUACACCAGGACCUGGACCACCGAGAGAAAACAUAGUGGAGAUUUUCUACGAGAAGCACUUGGGUCAAUUAAUUGACACAAUAACAUCGUCAUGCGGUGCAAACCAACAUGGUCAAAUUGGGGGCAGUUCUGGGAGCUCGGAUGGAGAAUCCAGGAGUCAAAGUGAUGUGAAACCUGAGAUAUUAUUGAACAUUUGUGACCUGCUAUGCUUCUGCGUUUUGCAACACCCUUUCAGGAUAAAAUGCAAUUUUCUACUUAACAGUGUAAUCGAUAAGGUUUUAUAUUUGACGAGAAGAAGAGAGAAGUAUCUUGUAGUUGCUGCUGUAAGAUUUGUUCGGGCACUUGUUUCUCGCAGUGAUGAACACCUGUUGAAACAUCUAGCAAAGAACAAUGUUCUGAAACCAAUUAUAGAUGCAUUUGUUGCCAAUGGGGAUCGUUACAAUCUUCUAAAUUCUGCAGUUCUUGACCUCAUUGAAUUUAUACGGAAGGAGAACUUGAAAGUCUUGAUCCGAUAUCUGGUUGAUACUUUCUGGGAUCAAUUGGCUAAAUUUGAAAGUUUAUCCUCUAUUCAGGCUCUCAAAGUUAAAUAUGAACAGUCGCUCGAAAGCAUCGGCACAACAAGCACUGCUAGUUUAUUAGACCAACGGAAACGACUUGAUGAACGCGCUUUGGAGAAAGAAGAGGAAAAUUAUUUUAACGAGGACAGUGAUGAAGAAGAUUCAGCAUCUGCACAAACGGGCAGUAACAGACGCCUGUCUCAGCUUCCAGUGUUAGUCAACGGGGCUCCAGUGUACAAAGCGUCACCCAGGUCUGGUGGACUUGUUGAUUACGACGAUGAUGAAGAUGACGAGGAUUGGAAGCCCCCUCCCAAAAAGAUGAAAGACGUAUCUGAUGAAGAUGAGGGAUUGACAGAUUUCAGGUUGAAACGUAAAUUAGUCUCGAAGGAGGAGCCUGAGCCAAAAAGAAUACAACUUUCCGCAAAAGGUGGCUUAAAACCGAGAGGAGGUGGUGUUUUUGCUGCUUUGUGUUCCACCUUAAGUGAGGCUGUACUGCCUAACAAGAAAAUAGCAACCACAGCACUCAGCAAUGCACUCCCAAACACAAACCAGAACUCAGUCAAACCAGAUGACGGAGAGAAGAAAGCUGUUGGUCCAUCCGAGAAUGCAGAUAAAGUGGACCCCACCAACAAGGUAGAAGUUUCUAGAAGCUUCACUGACAAAUUUGAUGAGUCAGAUGAUAAUAGGAUAAAUGGAGACGAAUGCCCUCUGUUGCCAACAAAUUCAUCACCUGAAAUGGCUGUCAAUGGAUCUUGAGUUAUAUUUUUCUAAGGGGUGAAAACACAUAAAUUUCUGCAUUUGGAAAGAUAGGUGACCCCUCCCAAUUGCUUUUUAUGGAGCUUAUAGCAUGCAUUGCCAGAUCUUUUUUUUUGUGGAGAACUCGACAAAAAUGGAAAGGAGCUGACGAAAGAACAAUAAAAGAAUGAAGAAACUCCUAAAAUAUUGGGAGACGAUACUGUACAGUACUGGUCUGCAAGGAUGCUGGAGACUUUUGGGUGUAGGGUUUUUCCUUAUUUAGGCUUGUCAUGAUUUCAGCUGAGUAAUUUGUCAGCAUUGUAAGACUUCCAUAACUUUAGCCGUUUGCUAAUACAAGUGUUUUUUCCCCUGCUUAUGUUGAUAGUUGGAAUUUUAAUGCGAUACAGAUAGGACAACAAUCUUGUCUUGCGCGCAGUGUUAUAUCUCAGGCAGUUGUAUGUUGCUGUAACAUGGAAAGUAUUUUAGGGACCUUUUGUGGCCGAAUUUUGUGGUUUAAUGCUCUUUUUCUUAUUGAACUGGCAAGGAAAUGUACAUUGCGUUGUUUCAAGACUGCUGUAAUGAGUUGCAAGUAGACGCAUUUAGUGUUAUAAUUUUGUUUUCAACACUGAACAAGAUGAAAAACACUAGCGGUGCUUUAGUUGAUUCUUUGUGUUUAUGGAAAAUUCCA
Striga asiatica is the source of this 3781-nucleotide messenger RNA. The record is from the annotation of a GenBank genome assembly. NCBI's taxonomy places the organism in Eukaryota, Viridiplantae, Streptophyta, Magnoliopsida, Lamiales, Orobanchaceae.